Molecule: messenger RNA, 486 nt
Organism: Entrophospora candida
Lineage: Eukaryota; Fungi; Glomeromycota; Glomeromycetes; Entrophosporales; Entrophosporaceae
Source: the annotation of a GenBank genome assembly
AUGGCAACAACACAAUCUGCUCUUUUACUUCAAAAACAACUAAAAGAACUAUCAAAACAUCCAGUUGAAGGUUUCUCAGCAGGACUUGUUGAUAAUGAUAACGUGUAUGAGUGGGAAAUUAUGAUUAUGGGUCCAGCAGACACCUUAUAUGAAGGAGGAUUUUUUAAAGCAAGAAUGUCAUUUCCAAAGGAAUAUCCUUUAUUACCACCAAAGUUAAAAUUUAUAUCUGACAUGUGGCAUCCUAAUGUUUACCCUGAUGGUGAACAUCCUCCUGGUGAAGAUAAAUUUGGAUACGAAGAUGCAGGCGAAAGAUGGUUGCCAGUGCAUACAGUUGAAACGAUUUUAUUAAGUGUGAUUUCUAUGCUUUCAACUCCAAAUGAUGAAUCACCUGCAAACAUUGAAUCUGCUAAGGAAUGGCGAGAUAACUAUCCAGCAUUUAAAAAGAAAGUUCAACGUAUAGUAAGAAAAUCAGCUGAAAUGUUAUAG